AUUUUCAUCAGCCGUUAUGUUUGUUUUUCCCUCCCAUCUUCGUCUCUGCACUUCAUCCUUGUUGGAGAAACCCUAAAAAAUACACAAACAAAUGGAUAAAAAGCAGCUUCUCCUCUAAAAACCUCCUACAUAACACAAACAAACCCACCUGCCUUCCCUCUCCGGUGAAACCGCCGGCCGGUGCCGGUUAUUCGACGACAACACCCAACCCCCCUCUCGGUUCCCCUUUAACCCGACAACCACACAACCCCCCUCUCGGCUAUAACCUAUUGUGAAUGGUGUGUAUUAAGUUCAAGUUAUUUUUGCUAUGUAUUUUAGGGAAAAGGUAAAGUGAACAGGCUUGAUUAUUUUAGGACAAAGGGAUUAGUAUCUAUUCAAAAUAAUGUCAAGUCUAACCAUCAAAGAGGAGAAGACUCCAUCUUUACUACCUGCCCUGGAGCAACCAUGCCGCUGCUUUUCAAUGUCCGAGCUCAGUUCAGCAACGGACAACUUUGAUGAAAAAUGGUGCAUUGGCCAUGGGGGGUUUGGUAAGGUGUACAAAGGGAAGUUCUCUGAUGGGCCAACUAAUACCUACUAUGCCAUUAAGAGGUUGCAUUUCCAGUCCCAACAAGGAGCAACGGAGUUUUGGGUUGAAGUUGAGUUGCUUUCAAGGCUACGCCAUUGUAACAUUGUGCCUUUGAUUGGUUAUUGCAACGAGGGGAAAGAGAUGGCGCUUGUUUAUGAGUACAUGCAGAAUGGGACUCUCUAUGAUCAUCUUCACAAGAACGGUACAGUUUUGACCUGGUCUCAACGGCUCAAGAUAUGCUUAGGAGCUGCACGUGGUUUGGACUACCUGCACACUGGUACUGGAACACAACAAGGAGUCAUACACCGUGACGUGAAAAGCUCCAACAUAUUAUUGGAUCGGAAUUUUGCUGCCAAGAUUGCAGACUUCGGAUUGGCUAAAAUUGGACCGAUAAAUCAGACAUGUACGUAUGUUAGCACCACUGUCAAAGGCUCCUUUGGGUAUAUGGAUCCAAAUUAUUUCUACACUGGCAGACUGACAAGAAAAUCUGAUGUUUAUGCCUUCGGAGUUGUAUUGCUUGAGGUUUUGUCCGGAAGGCCAGCUUUGGAUGCGAGUCUAGAUGAGGGUUUAGCAAUAUGGGCUCAGGAGCUGAUCAGACGGGGAAGAGUUACUCAGAUUAUUAGUUCUAGUUUGAGGGACCACAUUUCAAAGAGUUCUUUGAAGGAAUUCUCUGGUAUUGCAGUUCGAUGUUUAAUUAGUCAUCCAAAUCAGCGUCCAACGAUGACUGAGGUUGUUGGCAGUCUUGACCGGGCUUUGUCAUUUCAAGAAAGAAAGGCUUCUUUGACCAAAGGAUGGAUCACCAUCAAUAACGUAUGGUCAUUGCUUACACUUAGAAGCUCGGGGGCAGCUGAAAGUAAAGAAAUAAGUGACAAUACAGUUAUCAAUGAGAAUAUUAGAGUAAAAGUUCCCGCUAUUGUAACCGAAGUUGUGGACCAAAGAGAGGCUCUAAAAGGACAAGAUCAGAACCAGUCAAGAUCAUCUAAUUCUCGUAGUGGAGGUGGAGGUUCAAGGGUAGAAUUGCCACAUGUGUUUAUGCUUGCUGCUGUACCUACACAAGAAGGGGAGAAUGAAGUUUCCGAUACUAGCAAUCCAGAAUAUGAUGGUGAUGAUAAUGUUGCUGAUAAAGGUGACGCUGAAUGGGUUGAACAAUAUGCGCCUGGUGUGUAUGUAACCCUUAAGGUUUUACGAGAUGGUACCAAAUACAUCCAAAGAGUUCGCUUCAGCCGUAAGAUGUUUUCUGAGCGCCAAGCUGAACAAUGGUGGUUAGAAAACAGAGAAAAAAUUUGUGAAGAAUAUAUGUUAUCGAGGCUUGCUGAAUCUCUACGACCACCUACCUAGUACUAAAUAAAGAUGUUUAAAUUUUUAUAUGGUGAAAAAUUGAAAAUUGAAUUCAUGUAUCUUAUCUAUCUUAAGUGGUGCUUUUGCCUCUAUUAUGUACUUAAAAUUGGGUCCAUUUGGGCUUAAAAUACAAGAGUACGAGUUCCUUUUGGCUGUG
Molecule: messenger RNA, 2060 nt
Organism: Helianthus annuus (common sunflower)
Lineage: Eukaryota; Viridiplantae; Streptophyta; Magnoliopsida; Asterales; Asteraceae
Product: receptor-like protein kinase HERK 1
Exons: 2
Coding region: 383-1903 (506 amino acids)
Biological process (GO): protein autophosphorylation
Cellular component (GO): plasmodesma; plasma membrane
Molecular function (GO): ATP binding; transmembrane receptor protein tyrosine kinase activity
Source: RefSeq, a predicted model, not a curated record